This is a messenger RNA of Aphanomyces invadans, 660 nucleotides long. RefSeq lists its product as hypothetical. Lineage: Eukaryota; Oomycota; Saprolegniomycetes; Saprolegniales; Verrucalvaceae. The transcript has 2 exons. The record is from RefSeq and is a predicted model, not a curated record. The coding region runs from base 1 to 660 and encodes 219 amino acids.
AUGUACAUAACGUUCCAGAAGAAGGAAGAGGUGAUUGAUGCCUUUGAAAGCAUUGGGAUGCAAGAGACGCUCAACACGCACUUUGCCCACUUGGUCGGAGCUGCCCGGGAGAUUGCACGAAAGAAAGUGUAUGGUUGGAUUAAACAACGAGAUCACAUCAUGAAAAUGGCCUCUUGCCCACGCACUUCGACCUACAUGACCACGCGCACGACCGGCACAGGAACGACUCUGCCGUCAGAAGUCGAGGAGCAGCUGGCACGAUGGGUCCAAACCAUGCGUACCGACGGAGUGCCUGUGACGCCAAAGAUGCUUCAGCUCAUGGCAUUGGAGUAUGCAGUAGACGUUGGGCUUACCGAGUCGGAGUUUCUGGCGAGUUGGCAUCAAGAAGCGAUUCAACUUGUCGACGCGCUGCAGGACCCGCCAAGGACGAUCAACCAGCGUGGUGAGAGAACCGUGUGGGUGCGGUGUGGAGGCAAGACGAAAGACCGUGCGACCGCAAUGGUCAUGGGGGACUCUGCUGGCAACAAGUAUCCCCUCUUCGCGGUACUGACGACAGCGCAGUCGAAAAUGAACGCCGUCGUUCAAGAGAACUUGACCAUGCGCCAUGGUUUCGGGAAGACGGUUUGGCGACAAGUGCAGCCACUACAAGAUGAGAUGUGA